Molecule: messenger RNA, 1804 nt
Organism: Taeniopygia guttata (zebra finch)
Lineage: Eukaryota; Metazoa; Chordata; Aves; Passeriformes; Estrildidae
Gene: AGK
Product: acylglycerol kinase
Biological process (GO): phosphorylation; sphingosine biosynthetic process; ceramide biosynthetic process
Cellular component (GO): membrane; cytoplasm; mitochondrion
Molecular function (GO): ceramide kinase activity; ATP-dependent diacylglycerol kinase activity; acylglycerol kinase activity
Source: RefSeq, a predicted model, not a curated record
GAGCGAGGCAGCGAGCGCCGGGGCUCUGGGAAGAGUGAAAACUCUUUUCCUUGGAUUCGCGGUGUUUGUUGUUUGGUUGUUGUUUGGUUGUUUGGUUGUUUCCGUGCCGUGCGGCCGGCUGCGUGCGGAACGCCGGGGCCCGGGAGCCGUUUCCAGCCGGGCCGGGCCGGGCACGGCAGCGGCGCCCGGCGCGGCGGGGCACGAUGGCGAAAGUGCUGGCGGCCCUCAGGCACCACUGGAAGAAAUCCACCUUCGGAGCCUGUCUGCUGGGCUGGGGCGGACACUGGCUCUAUGGGAAGCACUGUGAUAACCUGCUACGAAGAGCUGCAUGCCAAGAAGCCCAGGCUUUUGGCAACCAGCUGAUGCCUGCCACUAUGCCACUGAAGAAAGCAACAGUCUUCCUCAACCCAGCAGCUUGCAAAGGCAAAGCUGGGAACCUUUUUGAAAAGAAUGCUGCACCAAUCUUGCACUUAUCUGGCUUGGAUGUAACUGUGGUUAAGACUGAUUAUGAGGGACAAGCAAAAAAACUUCUGGAAUUAAUGGAAAACACGGAUCUGAUCAUUAUUGCAGGAGGAGAUGGCACAGUCCAAGAGGUCAUAACUGGACUUCUGCGUAGAGCAGAUGAGGCUGCCUUCAGUAAGAUUCCUAUAGGAUUCAUACCCCUUGGAAAAACUUGCACUUUGAGCCACACACUGUACCCUGAAAGCACAAAUCAAGUCCAACAUAUUACUAAUGCUACAUUGGCCAUUUUGAAAGGAGAGACAGUUCCACUUGACGUCUUGCAGAUUAAGGGAGAAAAGGAACAGCCUGUGUUUGCAGUCUCUGGUUUAAGAUGGGGAUCUUACAGAGAUGCAGGAGUUAAAGUUAGCAAGUACUGGUACCUUGGGCCUCUGAAAACCAAAGCAGCUCAUUUUUUCAGUACAUUUAAGGAGUGGCCUCAGAAACAUCAAGCUGCUCUCAUGUACCUGGGUCCAACUGAGAGACCUCCAGAAGAGCCAGAGGAGAAAUCAUCCAGACCUCCUUUGUAUGUGAGGCUUUACAGACGACUUAGAUCAUACUGGUCAUCUCCAAAAGAAUUCCCCCAGGAGGUAGCCCCAGAGAACUGGGAAGAACUGAAGCUGUCCACCAUUGAGCUUUCCAUUGCAACUCGGAACAGGCAGCUUGAUCUAACACGCACUGAGGACUUCAUGGACAUUUGCAUCGAAGCAGAGAGCGUCAGCAAAGGGGAGUUUGUUCACAGAGGAAGUCAAAAGAUGCGUGAUCCACUCAUGUGCCCUGAAGGGAGUCAGCGCAUCCAAGCCAGCAGAUGUAUCUUGCAACUUCCAGAGGGCACUGAGGGAUCCUUUGGCAUUGAUAAUGAGGAGUAUGAAGCUAUGCCUGUGGAGGUGAAGCUCUUACCCCGCAAACUCCGGUUCUUCUGCGAUCCCAGGAUGAGAGAGCAGCUGCUGCAGGCAGCGGUACAAUGAGAAUUCAGGGCACAUGGGCCAGUGCUCACCAGUCUUACCAGGGUCUCUUCAAGGCUCAUGAGACCUAACUAACUUGAUUAACCCCACUUGACUAAAAAGCCUUUUGGCUAUUUUUAUGUGUGAGGUACUUCCAUUGGAAGUAUAUGAUUUGACUGGUCUCAAAGGGGUUAAAAAUGCAAAUGAAAAUUCUGAAAAAUGCAUGUUAACUUGAUGGCAUCUUUUUUUCCACCUCCCCUAAGAAGUCAUCAUUGUUCCAUUUACAGCACUGCAGGCUGAACGCUGUGUGCCAGAUGCUACUGCUGUAAUGCAAUUGUAUAUUAAAGUAAAAUUUAACUAUA